Messenger RNA from Geodia barretti, 307 nucleotides. The record is from the annotation of a GenBank genome assembly. NCBI's taxonomy places the organism in Eukaryota, Metazoa, Porifera, Demospongiae, Tetractinellida, Geodiidae.
ACUGCAGCAGAAAGCAAAGGUCGUAGUCUGAUCAUCAGCAGGACUUAAACAACUUCAGGUAGUCGGGCAGGACUCUCUAAAAAUGAAGGUCACCUUUUUGGUGCUGCUCUUCUCUAUCUCGGCUCUAUUUUUGGUGUCUCAGGGUAAACCAGUAGCUGAAGAAGUGGAUGAUCUUGUCCUACUUGAGGAAAUUGAUUCUGCCGAUGAGCUGGAUAAGCGAACGGCCGAAUACAACGAAGAAGAUGAUGAUGAGGAGGAUGACCUCAGGUUUGUGAGGAGCAACAAGGGAUACUACCGCUAUGGUGGC